CUCUCUACCUGCUGGUGUUUAUGUAUCUGCCUCUCUCUCCCGAGUCAGGCACUGAGGGCCAUUCAUCUGGGGAACAUGUUCAGCUUGAUCAAACUACGGCGCGUCUUCACUGUCCACCAGGUCCCCAAAGCAUUUCACGAGGACAGUAUCAUCUCUGGAUAUCGACACCCUCGUAGUUCGGCCACAGACUGUGUGUUGAGUCUUUUUCAGCUGACCAAUGAGACCCUCAAUGUCUGGACACACUUUCUACCAACCUGGUAUUUUCUUUGGAAGCUGAUGACAGUGUUGUUGAUAGAGGAUGCGUGGUAUGAUGUGUAUACGUGGCCCCUGCUGGUCUUCUUGUUCUCCUGCUGCGUGUAUCCACUGGCCUCCAGCUGUGCCCACACCUUCAGUACCAUGUCUACCCGCUCUCGCCAUAUCUGUUAUUUCUUUGACUAUGGAGCACUCAGCCUGUACAGUCUCGGUUCAGCGAUCAGCUACUCUGCAUAUGUUUUUCCUGACGCAUGGGUGAACAGCACCUUUCAUUCAUACUACAUCCCUGUAGCUGUACUAAACACCAUCCUCUCAACCAGUCUGGCCUGCUACUCGAGGCUUGGCCUACCAUUCCUACACUAUAACCAUGACAUCGAUGAAAGAUUCUCCGAGAGACCGAGCCCAAGGCUGAGUAAGGUGUUGCGAAUUCUUGCCUUUGCCUACCCCUACCUGUUUGACAACAUUCCUCUGUUCUACAGGUUGUUUCUGUGUGUAGGUGAGGGUUGCACUGAUAAUGAGGCAAACUCUGUUCAUGUUCACCAUACAUUGCUUGCAUUUCUUACCGGCUUCCUGUUUGCAACCCACUUACCUGAGAGACUGGCACCUGGACGCUUUGACUACAUAGGACACAGCCAUCAGCUGUUCCACGUGUGUGCAAUAAUUGGAACACACUUCCAGAUGAAGGCCAUUGAAACUGACAUGGUGCUUAGACAGUCACAGCUGCUGGUCACUGCUCCACCUAUCACCUUUAACAACACAAUUGGAGCAGCUCUGGUCUGUGUCUGCAUCAGUUUGGGGAUCAUAUGUCUUUAUAUUCUACCUCUACUGUACAGCCACCCAGAUACACACCCAACAAAGAAUGAAGGAAAGGAGUGCAAGCACUAAACAUCACCUUGGAAUUAUAAGGUUCUAUCUGACAUUUUUGUCAAAAUUGAGUUAUUCACAUAUUCUUAUUCUGUGACAACUUAUUUACAUUAUGUGAUGUGUUUUUUAAGUUGUGUACAUUUUUGGACUUUUUAUUUAUAAAACAAAAAGUUUCUAUCUACAAAGUCAAACUAACUUGGUUCUAUAAAGUUCUAUCUGUGAGCCAAUCGGCACUUCGGAUGCUCACAAGAGGACCAAUGAGCCAAGACUGUUCAAAUUUAAAUCUAUCUAGCUAUCUAUCUAGCUAAAUGAACAUCUGCACUGGACAAAAUCUUUAGCGCUGCCUUUUAUGCUUAACUUAAGAAAAUAAUUAUUUGUGCUAAAAUAUGAAAUAAAUGUCAUAUAGAAAGCAUUAAAUUUAACUUUCUCAUACAUGUCGACACUGUUACAACACUAAUUUUUUUGUUCCCCAUAUCAUUUUUGCUAAAUGGAAUGCACAAUCUUUGAAGUUCAAUAUCUCAAACCUGCUCAGAAUGCAGAUAGAACCUUAUAAUUCCAAGGUGGCAUAAACGCUCCUUAAAACAAGGAGUCUCUGAAAGAUUGAUUGCAUUCUUGCACAAGUUACCAAAGUUAUUGUAAAAAUAUCUAGGACACUCUUGCUAGAUAUUACAUUAUAAAAAUCCCCAAGAGGGGUUUGUAUGUUUACUGAAACUAUGCAACCUGAGAUUGCAAAGAGUAAUGAAUGCGUUAAUUGCAUGAACACCACUACUCAGAGGAGAGCAAAAAAAGGCACUGAAUAUCAGAACAAUAUAAGUCAUGGGAGGAUGUCAUAGUGGUCUAAUUUUUGUGUAUAGAAACACACACACUGAAUGAAUUAACAGUCAUGAUAAGAUUUACAGUAUGAAACUUGAACAGGUAAAUGUAGAUGAAAUACAACAGAAACAUUCUAAUUUAUGUAAAUGGUUCACAAACAUAUGGUAGCCUAAUACAUGGACUCGAAUUGGUGAAUUUUUGUGAAUCGGUUCAUUUGCAUAAAUUGUCCGUCCGACUAAGCUACAUAUGAAAGAGAGGACCGGUUGGGAUGAACUGAUUCACUAGAAUGAAACAAAUUUUCUUAUGAUACAUAUGAGUGAAGACCAUUUGGAAUGAACCAAUUCCUUUAGAAUGAAUCGGACUAGGAACUAGAUGCACAAUUACCUGUGUGCAGAGUCUGCCAAAAUCCUCAGUGACAACCAUAAUAUAUCUACUUAUUUCUUUUCCUUAAAACGGCACAAUACUUUUGUGGUAUCAAAAAAAAAAAAAAAAAGUGUGUGAGGGGUAUUACAUAUUUUCAUAAAACCAGGUCACAACUUGUGUAACCAAACUGACACUAUUUAUUGUUUCCAGCAUUCUUUAUAAUAAAAUAUUUAUUUCUUAAA
Messenger RNA from Ctenopharyngodon idella (grass carp), 2534 nucleotides. RefSeq names its product progestin and adipoQ receptor family member Vb (gene paqr5b). Gene Ontology annotation, cellular component: membrane. The record is from RefSeq and is a predicted model, not a curated record. The transcript has 8 exons. Bases 76 to 1137 code for a protein of 353 amino acids. Gene Ontology annotation, molecular function: signaling receptor activity. Lineage: Eukaryota; Metazoa; Chordata; Actinopteri; Cypriniformes; Xenocyprididae.